Molecule: messenger RNA, 1535 nt
Organism: Hibiscus syriacus
Lineage: Eukaryota; Viridiplantae; Streptophyta; Magnoliopsida; Malvales; Malvaceae
Product: protein BIG GRAIN 1-like A
Exons: 1
Coding region: 300-1502 (400 amino acids)
Biological process (GO): auxin-activated signaling pathway
Source: RefSeq, a predicted model, not a curated record
AUCAUCGUCUGGAUUACUACUCGAGGCGUGGAUUUUGGCUUUCAUUACUCUCUCUUUCCUCUGGCAGCCAUCAACAACCCACAAUGAAAAUGUCUACUUUGAGCCAUAAAAAAGGCAGAGAAAGUGAGAGAGGGCGAGCCAGUUUUUGUCUUCAAAAUGUCCCUCCUCGUUUCUUUCACAUGAUUAAUCAUGUCCGUUAAUAAUCUCUUUCUCUUUCAGCUUCCUGACAACCUCUGAACCAGACAAUAUCAUUCAAAUCCUACUGAUCUAUUCUCUAAAUUUUCUCUCUAUAAAGCCAUAUGGAUACGUGGGUUAAAUUGCCAGAACAGCAUCGGUACAGGAGAGAAAACCCUUCUUUCUCUUCAACUCUUCUCGAUACUAUCUACCGUUCCAUUGAUGAACCCAACGGUGGUAAAGCAAAAGAAGAGCUGAUUUUCUACAGGGAGGCUGCCAUGGCGAAGAAGCAUUCGUUCAAGAAAGAAGAAACGACGAGCCUUCAACGUGCUUGCAUGAUCGAGAAAUGGAUGGAAAAGAAGGCUGAUGAUAAUAAUAUUGUUUUCAUUAGAAGAAAACCCGUUGCGGAUUCUCAAAGAAACUUCCGAAAUGACUUUGAUCCAAUGUUGUUCAAUUCCGGUUCCAGCUCUUCUGAUUCUAGCUCCGGUGGUGGGUUUUCAUCCUCCGAGACAGAUUCAUUUUACGGUGCAAAAUCAAGGUCAUCGUCUUCAGCAUCAAGCCAUUACACCACUCAUAGGCCUAAGCCUAUACGGACCGGCGUCUCAUCUCGGCAGCCUGAAGCCGAAAACAGUUUCGACGGCACCACACGGCAAAAGCAGAAGCAUGAAGGUGGUUCCGUGAGAACAAAAUCCAAGGCCUCGAAGAUUUACAGUGACCUCAAAAAGGUCAAGCAGCCCAUCUCUCCAGGUGGUAAACUUGCAAGCUUCCUCAACUCACUUUUCACAGCAGGGAAUACGAAGAAGACAAAGAUUUCAUCGUCAAAAUCCGACCAGUCAACACCGACGUGUUCUUCGGCUUCCUCGUUCUCAAGAUCUUGUCUGAGCAAGACUCCAUCUUCAAGAGGGAACGGGACCAAAAGGUCGGUCAGGUUUUGUCCGGUUAACGAAGUUAUUCUAGACGACGAGAACAACUGCCGUGAAAAUGAUCGUCAAAUUCAAUCGUUGGUCGGGUCAAAGCCGACAAGCAAAGAGUUUGAGUUCCGGAUCAUGGAAGAAAACCGCCGAGUUGUAGAAGCUGCAAAGGAGCUUUUAAAUAGUUACCAUAAAACGAAGGACGAGUAUGAUCUGGGAGGUAUCUGCAACGUCAAUGCAGUAUCUACCGACGAUGACGACGACGACGAAGACACCGCUAGUUAUGCAAGUUCCGAUCUCUUUGAAUUGAAUAAUCUGUCAGCUAUCGGUAUCGAAAGGUAUCGAGAAGAGCUGCCCGUGUACGAAACAACACGUUUCGAUUCUAAUCGAGCCAUUGCCAAUGGUUUGUUUGUGUAAAAUUAGCAGUAAUUAGCUAGUUGUAUCACUGUU